Ceraceosorus bombacis is the source of this 3106-nucleotide messenger RNA. The record is from the annotation of a GenBank genome assembly. NCBI's taxonomy places the organism in Eukaryota, Fungi, Basidiomycota, Exobasidiomycetes, Ceraceosorales, Ceraceosoraceae.
AUGCCUGAAUACGUGUGAGUAGAGUCACCGCAUCAGCUUGAACGUUGUCUGAAUGCCUUGCCUCUUCUGCAACCCGCUUGCAGCAAGGUCGCUACUUGCUCCCUGAACCAGUGGGCUUUGGACUUUGAUGGGAAUAAGGAUAGGAUAUUGAGCUCUAUUAGGAGCGCAAAGGCGCAGGGAGCGAGGAUCAGGCUGGGACCGGAAUUGGAGAUCCCGUGAGCAGGUAUGAUAGGAGUCGAUGGGGCAAGAGAGCAGAGCGAGGCUCGGGCAGAGUGCUGAUUCGUACGCGCUGUUCAUCCUUGACGGCCCCCUCGUUGGACUUUUGCAGCGGCUAUGGGGUGAGUUGUGGGCACAAACCAUCCGCAUACAUGCUCUUCAACGCCGUCUUGCUGAUUCAGCAUCAUCAUCUCGCGACAUGCUCAAGUGCUUCGAUCACUUUCUCGAGCAAGACACGACGCUUCACAGCUGGCAGGUGCUGAGGGAACUCCUCCAGAGCGAUGCGACCGAUGACGUAAUUGUGGAUACCGGCAUGUGAGCGUAGGGAACGGAUUUGGGAGAGCAUUUCGUGAUGCCCAACUCACACUUCCUGUCGCACCUUGCAGGCCGGUGCUGCACCGCUCCGUGCUUUACAAUUGCCGCGUGCUCAUCCACAAUCGACGCAUCCUCCUCAUCAGACCCAAAAUGUGGCUGGCAAACGAUGGCAACUACAGAGAGAUGAGGUACUUUACCCCCUGGACGCGCAGAGGCGAGACGGACGAGUUCGUGCUUCCAGAGAUCAUCAGGUCUCUCUCUGGACAAGAGACUGUGAGGUUUGGCGAUGCGGUGGUGCAGACUCGCGACACUUGCAUUGGUGUAGAGCUGUGCGAGGAACUUUUUACGCCGGAUAGGUGGGUGUUCACGUCGCGAAGAGGAGGCCUCCUGAGCGAAUACUGUGCUCACUCUUUCUGCACACACAAGCCCUCACAUCGCCCAAGGCUUGGAUGGAGUCGAAAUCUUCCUCAACGCUUCUGCGAGCCAUCACGAGCUGCGCAAAUUGUCGACGAGGGUGGAGCUGAUCAGAGAAGCGACGCUCAAGGUAAGUGCGCGCGUCGACCUCGCCCAUGGGAGAGCACUUCUGAGGCAACUAAGUCGCGCCUGGCAGCUUGGGGGCGUGUAUCUGUAUGCGAACCAGCAAGGUUGUGAUGGCGAUCGGCUGUACUAUGACGGAUGUCCCCUCAUUGCAGUCAACGGCUCUCUGGUAAGCCAAGGUACGCAAUUCAGUCUGCAGGAUGUACAGGUCAUCUCUGCUACAGUAGAUCUGGAGGAGGUCAGAGCCUGCAGGAGCGCAAAGUCGAGAGGCAUGCAAGCCGCCUCGAGAAGUCAAACGCAUCAACAGGGGCAAGGUUUCGAGAGGAUUUUCGUAGACUUUGAAGUGUCCAAGAACACGAGCGAGGCAUUGCUCUCUGAGCAUCCCAGCAAAUCUAGAGAUCCAUUCUACCAUCUUCCAGAGGAAGAGAUCGCGUGAGCAGAUGUCUGCACGCAUGCACACUGCCCAGGUUUGAUGCUGACGAACACUGACGGCGCAUCGGACAACAGCUUGGGCCCCGCCUGCUGGCUUUGGGACUACCUUCGGCGAUCUCGAACUCAGGGAUAUUUUAUACCAUUGAGCGGAGGCAUAGAUUCUUGUGCGACGAGCGUCAUCGUGUUCAGCAUGUGCAGACUAGUGUACGAGCAAGCGGCGUUGCCAGACAAGAGGCGCACCUACACCAAAGAACAAGUAGACACAUCAAAGUUGGUGCUUGAAGAUUUGCGAAGGAUCGUGGGAGAGAAAGAGGAAAGCGAUUGGAUUCCUGCUUCUCCUCAGGAUGUCUGCAACAGACUUUUCGUGACUUGUUACAUGGGCACGAGUAAUAGCAGUGUCGAUACGAGGAGUAGAGCAAAGCAGCUGGCGCUGGCGAUCGGCUCGUGAGCGGAUCCGGGGCAAUCUCUUAAAGCGCGCAGCUGCGUCCGCUGAAACGCAUCGCUUCUUCGCCAGGUACCACAUCGACCUGAACAUGGAUCUCAUCAUCACUGCCAUCGUUCAGCUCUUCACACUCGUCACGAGCAAGACGCCCCGCUUCAAGGUGCAUGGAGGAAGCUCUGCGGAGAACUUGGCGCUUCAAAACAUUCAAGCUCGAUUGAGGAUGCUGCUGGCGUACCUCUUUGCGCAAUUGACUCCCUGGGUGCGAGGUCAGAGUGGUAGUCUGCUGGUAUUGGGCAGCGCCAAUGUCGAUGAGAGGUGAGUCAAGGUAACGUUUCAUGUUUCGUGUCGACGAAGUUCUGACUGCCCCCUGCGUCGCGUCUCGCACAGCUUGAGAGGCUAUCUGACAAAGUACGACUGUUCAUCCGCGGACCUCAAUCCCAUCGGAGCGAUCUCCAAGACGGAUUUGAAGCGCUUCAUCGCAUACGCGACAACAGCUUUCGACUUGGCCGUGCUGCAAAGCUUCCUGGACGCUGUGCCUACGGCCGAAUUGGAGCCCAUCACUGCCGAUUAUGUCCAGGCCGAUGAGGUGAGCUGACGUGCGAUCCAUUUGCACGAUCAUCUCUAGACUGACUGCUUCUUACUCCAUCUGGUCAAGGCUGACAUGGGAAUGACGUACGACGAGCUGUCGAUUUUCGGCAAGCUUAGAAAGGUGUCAAAAUGUGGACCGUGGAGCAUGUUCAGCAAGCUGGUGGUCGAGUGGAAAGACACUCAUUCGCCCACGCAGGUGGCCGAAAAGGUGAAACUGUUCUUCUUCGAGUAUGCUAGAAACAGACACAAGAUGACGACCAUCACGCCUAGCUAUCAUGCUGUGAGUCGUGAAGCGGCGACGUCGACGUCGAGAAUAGGUGGCUCACGUGCCUCUUUGGCUUGCGAAUGCAGGAGUCAUACAGCCCGGAUGAUAACCGUAAGUACAGAGAGAGGUGCGCUUCGCUGCUAGCUGCUGACUUCUACUGUCAUUGUCUUCUCGCUGCACGCCAUCGCUGCACAGGCUUCGAUUUGAGGCCGUUCUUGUAUCCAGCCAGAUUCCCGUUCCAGUUCAGGUUGAUCGAUCAGCUCUUGGCGAAGCUGCCCGAUCGGGGUCGGAAUGGAAGGGUAGUGCAAUGA